Messenger RNA from Rhodamnia argentea, 1736 nucleotides. RefSeq names its product heavy metal-associated isoprenylated plant protein 32-like. Gene Ontology annotation, molecular function: metal ion binding. The record is from RefSeq and is a predicted model, not a curated record. The transcript is spliced from 3 exons. Lineage: Eukaryota; Viridiplantae; Streptophyta; Magnoliopsida; Myrtales; Myrtaceae. The coding region runs from base 392 to 1678 and encodes 428 amino acids.
CCCGUUUACACUUCUUUCCCGGACGAAAGUACCUCGUAAUAUCUCUCCAAUUUUUCUCCUUCUUGAUUCGAGUCUUUUUAGAUGGAUCAACGGUAACAUGGCAGCAAAAAGCAGAGGGAAAAACCAGGGUAGAGGAGCCAAAAGGAAAAGGCAGAGAAAAGCAAAGGUGCAAAUCGCAAUUCACAUUCCUCUCUUGAGUUAUAAAAACGCAUACUUGACGAUUCAUUCUUUCCGUCUCAUGAUAUUCGUCUCUGCCCAAGCAGCACAGUACGUAGAAAGAGAGCUAGCGAGUCACAGCACCUAUUUACUGCUGGUCAAAGUGCCUCUGCAGCUUGAAAGAGGCCUCUCUGUUCUCUGCACCUGAUCGGGUUUUCUUCGUGGCCAAGCUAGAAUGUUGAAACAGCAAGGCCCGCCAAGGCUCCAGACUUGUGUCUUGAAAGUGAACAUACACUGUGAUGGCUGUAGGAAGAAAGUGAAGAAGCUGGUGCAGAAAAUAAGUGGGGUGCAGAAUGUUUCCAUUGACGCGGAGCUCGGGAAGGUGGCCGUGAUGGGCUAUGUCGACCCCAGGACAGUCAUCAAGAAGCUCGCGAAGUCAGGGAAGCAUGCAGAGCUAUGGAGAGCUCAGGAAAAGAGCUUCCAUAACCAGAACCACCUCAACCGUCAGUUCAAUAACAUGCAAAUCGAGUUCCCCAAGGGUAAUGGUGGUGAGAGAGACAAGAAUUUCCAAAAGGGUGGUGGUGGCAUUGGAUUUGGGCAUGUCCAGCCAAAAGGGUCCAACGAUAUGAUGCAGAUUGUUCCCAGAGGUAAGAAAUCAGUCACGUUCGAUCUCGACGUGGACGACGUGGACGACGAAGACUAUGCGAGCGAUGACAGUUUCGACGAUUUUGAGCUCGAUCUCGGGCCACGAACACCACGCAAGCCGUCCGCCAAGGGGGGUGGCGGUGCUCACGGGCAAACAGGUACUAAGGGAAUGAAGAAAGCCAAGAGAGGUGGCAUCUUUCGCAUACCCAUGUUGGGAAAAGGCCAAGCCAAGAAGAACGAGGGCAAAUAUGGCAAAGGUGGGAAGAACGAUAAGUAUGGAGGCAAAAAUGGCAAAAACAGCUUCAACGGGGGAAAUCCAAAGCAAAGUGGGCCAAAGAACGGAGCUAUCAACAGAAACUAUGGCAAUGGUGGUGGUGGAGGCAAGAGUGAUUGGAGGAAUGGAACCAAGGAGAUGGAUCCUGGCUUCGACAUCGAUUUCACCAGUCCCGGCAAAGGCCGAGGUGGAGCCGGCCGCAGGGGAGGCGGCGGCGGCGGGGCCGGGUUCGGGGUUCCGGUGCGGCAGAUUGGGAACUACCCAAUGGGCCACCAGGGCCAGAUGGGGAACUUUCCAGCGGUUGAAGGACUAACUGCACCUAUGGCAGUGAAUUGUGGUGGAUAUGGGCCAAUGGCAGGCCCAGGAAAUGCAUAUAACCAACAACAACACAUGGCCAUGAUGAUGAUGAUGAACCAGCAAAGAGCCCAUGGGAACGAGAUGCUGAGGCCCAUGCCCAUGAUGUAUGGCGGGAGGCCACAUCCCAUGAUGAGCUACCACCAUCAUCAUCCCAUGCCCAUGACCACAGCAACACCAAGAGGAUUUUCUGAUCCUUACACGCACAUGUUCAGUGAUGAGAACACUGAGAGUUGCAGCAUCAUGUAAAGCCAGGGAAGCAGCUCUCUUUGAGUUUUGCCCCCCACCCAACAACAUUUUGCAAAAA